This is a messenger RNA of Setaria italica (foxtail millet), 2373 nucleotides long. Its product is annotated as KH domain-containing protein At1g09660/At1g09670. Gene Ontology annotation, molecular function: mRNA binding. Lineage: Eukaryota; Viridiplantae; Streptophyta; Magnoliopsida; Poales; Poaceae. The record is from RefSeq and is a predicted model, not a curated record. Bases 964 to 1914 code for a protein of 316 amino acids. The transcript is spliced from 6 exons. Gene Ontology annotation, biological process: regulation of mRNA splicing, via spliceosome. Gene Ontology annotation, cellular component: nucleus.
UGAUUUCUGCGCGACAUAUACUGGAGGGAGAGAGAAUCCAAAGCCCUCCUUUGGGUUUGUCUCUUCCUCUCUCUCGCCUCCCUUCUCCCACCCACCCCUUCUCUCUCGCUGUGGGUGUGCUGUGGAGAGGAGAAAGGGAGGAGAGCUAGAACCAAACACCAGCAAGAGCUGCUGCCAACCCCUGCACAGCCUGGGCUUUCAUUACUGAUUGCCCAACUAUUACCUUCCCUCUUUUGUGAUUAGAAUCAACCAUCUAUCCCUUAUAUAUCUAUCAUCCCGGUUCUUUGUUAACUCUCUUCGGUUCCAGAUUUCCCAGGCCUCAAGAUAGGCCUCUGCACCUAAGCUUGCGGAGUAGCUGCUGUUCUUGUUUUCUUGGUUUCGUAGUUCUUGGAUUUUUGUGUUCUUAGGUCUCUUAUUUUCCCCUAAUCUUGCAAAAUCUUGUGGAGAAGUUUGUUGUUUCGCUGUUUGGGGACCAUGGAUGACAGGAUUCCACCGCCGUCCCUCUUGCAAUACUCUCCGUCUCCUGUUCAUUCUUCCCCCCAUCCCCUCAAUUCUCUGAGGUAUUCUUCCUCUGAAAGAGAAAGGUGCGUGUCUGUUUCGCUAUUUUGCUCUUGAUUUUUUAUUUUGUUUCCCGCGAUUGUUUUCCCUAUUGUUUUUGGUCAAGUUUUGUUUUAGUUUUUGAUCCUGCCCUUUCGGAAUCUUUCUGAGGAGCACGAGAUUUGAUGCCGCCCGUGGAGAUUUCCGCUUAAUUCUAAACUUCCGGAUGUGGUGUUUCGCCUUGAUCAAUGCUGCCGAGAUUGGUGAAGUAGUGAUCUGUAAAAAUAGGGAUGUUUGAUGAUCGCUCGCUGAUAGAUUUGUUUCUGCUGUUCCCCAACGACGGCUGCUAGGGAUAAAUAGGAGCUGUAUGUUUGACUGGCUGCUAAUGGGUGUAAUUUUUUUUGUGUAAUAAAUCGCUCAUUGGCGAUGGUCACAUGUAAUUUUGAUUUGAUGGAUCAUGCUGUAUCAAUCAUAUCGAAGUUCUUGUUAUUACAUUUCAUUCUGUGGGCUUAUAGUUAUUUUAGAUCCUUCAAAUUAUGCUUUUUUGUGUAUCAGGUGAUAAUUAAAACAGUAGUGGCUACUGCGAUACUAACAGCAUGCUUGUUUGGCAGAUAUCUGGCUGAGUUGCUUGCAGAGAGGCAGAAAUUGGCCCCAUUCGUGCAAGUUCUUCCUUUCUGUACCAGGCUCUUAAACCAAGAGAUUUUGCGGGCAUCUACUAUGGCGCCUAACCAUAAUUUUGUUGAACCUGAGAGAAUUGAGCAUGGUAGCCCAUUAAGGUUACCUGGCCACCCAGUGAAUGGUCAGCCAAUGGAUCUGGAGGGCGGCUGGUCAGGGAUGCAAACAGAGCAUAUGGGGGUUCUACAAGCAUCAUCAAUGGGUUGGAAUGGUGCUCCUGCACUUGCGGGUACUCCUGUUGUCAAGAAAGUUGUGAGGCUGGAUGUUCCAGUGGACAAGUAUCCUAAUUACAACUUUGUUGGUCGUUUGUUGGGGCCCCGAGGUAACUCCCUGAAAAGAGUUGAAGCUUCAACGCAAUGUAGAGUUUAUAUUCGAGGACGUGGUUCAGUGAAGGACUCUGUUAAGGAAGACAAGCUGAGGGAUAAGCCUGGGUAUGAACACCUCAAUGAACCACUGCAUGUGCUUGUGGAAGCAGAGUUUCCAGCAGAUAUUGUUGAUGGGCGUCUAAAUCAAGCUGUGUCCAUCCUAGAGGAUCUUCUGAAACCAAUUGACGAGUCCAUGGAUUACUACAAGAAGCAACAGCUGAGGGAAUUGGCAAUUCUAAAUGGCACACUGAGGGAGGAAAGCCCAAGCCCUCACCUCAGCCCUAGUGUGUCCCCCUUCAACUCCACUGGGAUGAAGCGUGCGAAAACAGGGCGGUAAUCCCGAUUCCGUAAGCUUCACCCUCCGAAAUCAAUCAUGGUUCAAUGCCCCCAUUACAAGCUGCUGCUGCUGUACUGCUGGAGAUGAUUGGUGAUGCAUAUGCUGGGAUCAUCAGUGCUGCUGGCCUAUGCCUGUCAUGAUCUAUGCUCUUUAUCGACAAACAACAUGUCUGUCCUUGGACGGAUGGUCUCCGUGGGCUUGUGUUUGACUCUAUAAUUAUUUAUUCUUUGUGCGCCUGACUGCCUAAGUAUUAACAUUAUUGGUUUGGGUAAGUUAACAAGGCCUGGUUGGCCAAUCACUCUAGAAGCUGGGGUUCAAUUGUGUCGGACAAUAAUAAGGGUCUCGUUGGGUGUACCUGAAAUAGUUGUAAUAUGUCAAGUGCUGAUGCUUUUGUGUGGUGCUAGUUCAAGACAACCAGACAGCUCUAGUUGAGGCAAUGAUUAUUUGCAUUCACAUAUU